Messenger RNA from Diuraphis noxia (Russian wheat aphid), 3021 nucleotides. Its product is annotated as arrestin homolog. Gene Ontology annotation, biological process: signal transduction; G protein-coupled receptor internalization. Gene Ontology annotation, molecular function: G protein-coupled receptor binding. NCBI's taxonomy places the organism in Eukaryota, Metazoa, Arthropoda, Insecta, Hemiptera, Aphididae. Gene Ontology annotation, cellular component: cytoplasm. The record is from RefSeq and is a predicted model, not a curated record.
CACAACCCGCAGUGUUGGUACGCGCCCGGUCGAGUUGUUUAUUUCAUUUCUCCCGUUGGAACUUUAGUUUUCGGUAUUUUUCGUCUUGUUUUUCCCUCCUCCUCCGAAAAUCGGACAACAUCCGUCGAUUGCAUACAUACAUCCGCCGAAAAUUGUGCACUCGUCCGUKGCACACCCGCGUCGUCGCUCGUUCGUCUCCGAAAUAUUAUCGUUUAUCGCGCAACCUUCGACUUUUUGCAUUGCGUGUCAUUUUUUAUCGUCACUUGAUCAGAAGACGGAAUAGAUCGUUGCCGACCACCACCAUGCACGCAAUGGUCUUGUUUUGAAUCGUAUACACAAUAAAAACGAAAUAACGUUUAAAAAAGUCUUUGAGCACCCCCAUAACUCACAACCAUCAGCGUUCGGCCGAAAAAAUAMCAGAAACUGAUUUUGAUCGUUUCACCGCAAACAACGGAACCCGURAUGACAGCUGCCCAACAACAAAGCCUGGACACAACGAUCGCCAUGUCGUCGGAAGAACACGAAGACCAAGAGCCGUCUAGUUCAAGAGAUUUGUCAUGCAUUCAAGAUUCUUUACCAGGAAUAGCUCACAGAGUUUUCAGAAAAACUGCGCAGAAUAACAAGCUGUGUUUAUAUUUGGGCAACAGAGACGUAGUGGUAUCCAACAAUUCAUCCACAAAAAUACACGGGAUCGUAUUGGUAGAACCAGAUCUAUUGAGGGAUACAAAGAAAAAAGUGUUCGGGCAAAUAACAUUAACUUUCCGGUAUGGAAGAGAAGACGAGGAAGUAAUGGGAUUGAAAUUCUGUAACGAAGCAAUCAUGUGUUUAGCGCAGAUAUAUCCACCUCACGAAAAUGCGCAACGUGAACAAAAUACACCGUUACAAGAAAUGUUAAUACAAAGACUGGGAAGCAAUGCCCAUGCGUUUUCAAUGGAAAUAACUCAUUUAGCUCCACCUAGCGUCCAAUUAGUUCCUGCCAAAGAAUACAGCGGCGCUCCAAUAGGGACUAGUUACGAUAUACGAGUAUACAUAGCCGAAAGGGCAGACGAAAAAUUACAACGAAAAAAUAUCGUAAAAAUGGGUAUCAAAGUAGUGCAGAUGGCUUCAGCGCCACCACCGCCCACGCCUACGCCCAGAUCAGAGCAGCCAAAAGGUUGGCGUCAAAGAGGACCACAAGCUACUUCAGAGAAACCGUUUUUACUUAGUGAUGGUAAAGUCACCUUAGAGGCGAACCUAGACAAAGCUAUUUAUACACACGGUGAUCCAAUUCAUGUUAACAUCAGUGUGAAGAACACAAGUAAAAAAGCUGUUAGACGAAUAAAGGUGUUCAUCGUACAGCAAGUCGACGUAUGCAUGUUCAGCAACGGGAAAUUUAAAAACACAGUGGCAUCAGACGAAUGUGCCGACGUACCAAUACCCGGAAAUGGUGGUUCACUUGAAAAGGAAUACUUGCUGUACCCUAUCAAGGCGAGAACCAAAAAUUGGAUCGCACUAGAGGACUCGCUUGGGUCUGCCGUAAACAAGUCAGAAGGCACGUUGUCCAGCACUGUGGUAUGCGUGUCACCAGAAGACAGAAACGUGUUCGCAAUUUAUGUCACGUACUACGUAAAAGUUAAGCUUUUAAUAGGCGCCAUGGGUGGACAGAUGUCACUCAAAUUACCAUUUACUUUGAUGCACACGCCUUCAAAUACUUACCCGGCAGAAUGCAAGGAUGCUUCGUGUACGUCGUUGGGUCCCUGCCUAAUGGUGGACAGUAAAGAAGCAGCCAUGACAUCAGAGGAACAGUGUGCCAAUAACUUAGCACUCUGAGGAUUAAUUGAAUCGGCCGGUAAUCGAGAUAUUCGUUCGACACCAACAACAGCCACGGCCGAUCAAAAUGUCGAAGAUCAUCACGAAGACAACCGUUUUAAAUUUAAAAGAAUUUUAUGUUGUUUCAACAACAGAUAGUGUUAAGGGGACCAACUGACAAAAAGUUUUAUUGUUAUUUUUAUACUAAAUAAAAUAGAUUGUAUAUAGGUAGUACUUACCUACUACCGUACCUCUAUUUAAUUAAGUAAAAAACUAAGAUUGUAUAAUUAGUUAAAAAUAUAAUAAGCAGAUAACAUAAAACUUAUCAGAUUCAAUAUUAGCCCAAAAUCAUUUACAAUUUUUAGGAUAUUAUGUCUUCUUAAUUAUAACAUCUAAGGUUGUUAAUUUGAAUAAUAAAAUAUCUUAAAACUAAAAACAUUUUACCAAUAACCAGGCUGAUAUCUUGCAGGGUAGAACAUUUUUACGAUUUAAAAACUGUACAGUAUUAUUCUAAACAAGCCAUAUUCUUAAAUCCAAUGAAGCUCAAUAAACUGUACUUAAUGCUUUUAUUAAACUUUUUUUUUAAGUCGUGUUUAAACAAAUACAAAUAAGCACAACCUAAAAUAACCAAUUAAAAAUAGAACACUAAAUACACUUUUAAGCUUAUAGUAAUUUAAAUUUAAUCUAUAAAUUAGUCGAGUUUCACUUAUAUAGAUUCAUGUUGUUUCUGCAAAUUAAAUACAAACACAUUAAGUAUUUKUGUUCAUAAAAUUUCAUUCUAUAAGAAGUUAUGCAUUGAAUAAUAUAAUACAAUAGGGAAAAUGUCACUAACUAUACAUAAUUUUCCUACAAAAAAAUUAAAAUAGAUACACAUAAUGUGUAGUUAUUAACACAACAAUAAUUACCAGCAAAUUUUAUAAUUUAAUAAUUCAGUAAACUCAAAUUUAAAUAUUUGUUUAAAUAAAUAGAUAUUUAUUUGUAAUGUCUCAACGCUAAAAAAAUGUUAAAUGCUAUAUCAAUAGAAGAUGAUUUUACAGAAAUUAUAAAAACAUGAAAGUAUCAGGUAUCAAAGCAAAAAUUGUAUACUUCAUUGUUAAUAAUAUAAUUCAUAAAAAAACAUAAUGUAUAUUCAUUUGGUUGGAUAACAUUUUGCAACAUAACUAAUUUUGUAAAAAAUUAACUUAAAGUAGUUUUAUUUGUUUGAAGUUAUGAUUACAAUCAAAAGAUUAAAAA